GGUCAUGUGAUCAGCGUGUGGCUCCUGGGUUGGUUUUUGUAGCAGGACUCAGUUUGAGCUCUGUCAGUGUUUGUUCAGUCAGCAGAGGAACAUGGCUUCAUCCUUUCUGGGCUUUUCCCUCCUCUUCCUCAGCCUGAACGCAGCAGAUGGAUUUAAAAAUUAUGUGGUGGUCCGCUGUGUGUUCAACUCCACUGAGCUGAAGGACAUCGAGUUAAUUGUCUCUUUUUAUUACAACAAGGAUGAGAUUGUCAGGUUUAGCAGCUCAGUGGGGGAAUUUGUGGGCUACAAUGAGCUUGGAGUGAAUACUGCAGAGUACUGGAACAACAACCCUGCAGAGCUGGCGAAGAUGAGAGCAGGGAAGGAGAUCUACUGCAAACACAACAUUGGGAACUGGUACCCACACACACUGACAAAGAAAGUGGCGCCCUCUCUUGUCACACUGCGCUCGGUGACGCCCCCUGGUGGGAAACACACCCACAUGCUGAUGUGCAGCGUCUACGACUUCUUCCCCAAACACAUCAGUGUGAAGUGGCUGAGAGACGGAAAGGUCACGACCUCUGAUGUCACUUCCACUGAGGAGCUGGCGGACGGUGAUUGGUACUACCAGAUCCACUCCUACCUGGAGUUCACGCCCAGGUCUGGAGAAAAGAUCUCCUGCAUGGUGGAGCACAUCAGCCUGAGCAACCCUGUGAUCAGAGACUGGGAUCCGUCUCUUCCUGAGUCUGAGAGAAACAAGAUCGCCAUCGGAGCUUCAGGUCUGAUUCUGGGUCUGAUCUUAUCUCUGGCUGGAUUCAUCUACUACAAGAGGAAGAUGCAAGGACGGAUUCUGGUUCCCACAAACUGAGGCAGGAAUCCUGAAGCUUCAUCCUGCUGAGGGAAAAGGCAGCUGGGAGUUGCUCUGCUGUGUUUUCAGUGCUGCCCCCUGCUGGAGAGGAGGACAUCCAGGAUGGAGCUCAGCUUCCUGCUCACAGCCUCAGCAGCAGCUGUUUGAAACCUUUAGUGCCUUAACAGAUUCUCAUAUUUCUGUCUUUUCUGGAAUCAUAAUGCUCUGGGAAACGUUCUGUCACUCUGGUUUUCUGUCUCAGGUAGGAAAAUGCAACAUGGGCCAGAUGUGGGCCAGAUGUACUCCAGUAUUCGUUCCAAACUGGUGAAGCAGAUCAGCUCCAGUGUCUUUUUGCACAAUGGGCCUGAUUCGGUGUGGACUCACCUGUCAGAUCUGCAACAGUUUUGGGCCAGAACUGGUCCAGAGAAGCAAAAACCAAGUUAAUAUACGACCCAGAUCUGGCACAGAUAUGAUCAGCACUGGGCCGGAUGUGGUCCAGAUUUGUACCAAAGCUAUUUUCCAUAUCAAUGGACGAAUGGUCCAUUUUAUUAAUGUAUCAUACUUUAAUGUGUUUAAAUGGGCAAUUAAGUUUGUCUAUCUAUUAAGAGCAAUAAUGACAAUACAAUACAAUACUAUGCCAUUUAUUCAUGGUGACAUUAGGCACCACAACAUUGUACAAACUGCAACUCAACUUAACAGGUCUCUUCGUGCACACCUUCUCAGGGUGGAGUUAGAGACAACCCUUGUUUCCAUCUUGUACUUACGUCGUCAGGGUUCAGCACAGGAACAGAGAAGAGGAAGCAUUUACAGUGUUUUCAAACUCUAGGGCCUCACAGAAAAUCAGCAGGCAUGCAGUAGAAGUGUUAAUGGUUCAGUCAUUCUGACAACAUGUUUGUCUCCCACCCAAAAAGCUGGGUGAGGCUACAAACAAUAUUUUUCAACAUAUUAAUCCCUAAACCUGGCUUCACACAUGAGGCGUUUUUGAGACUGUAAAAGUUAAAGAAUAUCAAGGGCCAAAAAUACAUAAAAACAUUGAAAUUGAACACUGAUAUUUUACAGGCCUUAGUUUCGGGACCAAAACAUCAUAUAGACAAACUCUGAACAAAAACUGAGUCGGUGCUGCAGCCACUUUCCUGGAUUCUAACAGAUUUGACACCAAACAACCGUUAUGCUUUGGUGGCCAAAUAUGCUAACAGCUAGCGCUUUUGUAACGCUCAAUUAAAUGAUUUCUAACAGGUAUGCAGUUCUCUUACAACAGAAACAGAAACGAUAAGUCACUAAUACACCUGUGUUGUUUUAAUAUAGUGGUUUAGUGUUUUAACUACAUCAAUGCAACUAACGUUAGCUAACUAACGCUAGCAAUGCCAAAUAAUCUCCAAGCUAAUGCUAACUACACUAACAAAGGAAUAUGUAUAUAUGCAAAAUAUUAUGCCGACACCACAUAUCAAACAAAAGCCAGAGGCUAACGUUACAUCGUAUGAAGCUGCUUUGAACUGUAAACUCGCCGUUUAUAAGCAGAAGGCAGCACAUGUUCCCAGAGCCCGACGAGCACCGGGGGGCCUCUCCUCUAUGCUGUCCUGCUCCAGCUGCCGUCACACUGACCCUGUCGGAGCCACACCGCCUCUUUGACUCGCCGCUGUGCAGCUUUCUUACUCUCUUUUUAUGGCGGUUGACAUAAAAAGAAAUCCUACCACACUUAAAGGAUAUCCCAGUAUUAUUCAUGUAAUGUACUUAGGGAUAACUCGCCACACUGAUGUUGAUGUUGCCACCUUUCACGCAGACAAAUUAAGGACGCCGACCCCCCAAACACACACAGAGAGACUCAGCCACGUGAGGUGGAGGUCUAUUCAUUAUCCAUUCCAUUUUCUUUUUCUCACUCGCAUCUGUAUUUUUGAAGCCUUUUCACCAUUUUUUUCUCGGCGGAGUACUGUCCAAAUCAGCGGAGUCGGUGCAGCCGUUAUCAGCCAUGUUUGUUUCAGACGCAGCGACCUCCUGGUUCCUGGUUACCUGAUGCUGUUGCUAUGGCAGGGCAGGCACAGUGUAGCUUAGCAACACUGAGUGACAGUGCUUUGACCAAUGAACGGAGUGCAUACUCACUGAUGUGUGUGAAUGAUCUCUGCUCAUUGGUCAAACAGCAGGAGAGGGGGCAGACUCUCAAAAAUAAGGAACAAAGUGCAUCCCUUAUUGGUUCAAUAUUCGACGUGUCUUUCAGUUGCCAAAUACGGGACGAUUCCUUAUUUCAGGGGAUGGUUGGCAAAUCUAUUUUGCUCCGAACAGCAAAAUGGAUCUGAUUUGGUGCGUCUGUGUCUUUCUUCCCAACAGCUUGGAUUUGGAUAAUGGAUCUGUAACAGAUUUUGAGCGAGCCUGGCCCAGUACAGUGGAUAAAGCCAUGACAUGCGGUCUGUAUCUGGCCCAGAUCUGUGAUCCAUGCUUAUGAUAUGUGGUUUGGAUUUGGAUUUGGCCCAGCUCAGUAAUAUGAUAUAUGGUUUGGAUCUGCUGUAUGGGAGGUCUGGGGCAAAGCUGGUGCAGAGGCGUGUAACGGCGUGGCUGCUAUGCAGAUCUGGUGACUUGAGGGCGGAUCCGUUUCGGAGUGUACUGCUGUGUGGGGUGUCUCAGGAAAAGUGAAAAAAUGGGCAUAUGUGUCAUGAAAAGCUUUUAAAACUCAAAGUCUCAUGAAUAUCAAACCUGGGUUACACAGCUUUAAUAAAUGGUGUAAUAAUUACUGCUUGAUGCUUAUUGGCUGUGAUUUGGUCAAAUUAUUAACUAAUUAACUGAUGAGUAAAUAAUUACUUUAUUCACAUAAGCAAAGUACAAGCCACAGCGUGUUUUUCUUAAACAUUAAUCAUGUAUUCAGAAAUCAAUAAAUUAUAUUGAUCCAAGUA
Myripristis murdjan (pinecone soldierfish) is the source of this 3705-nucleotide messenger RNA. RefSeq names its product H-2 class II histocompatibility antigen, E-S beta chain-like. NCBI's taxonomy places the organism in Eukaryota, Metazoa, Chordata, Actinopteri, Holocentriformes, Holocentridae. Gene Ontology annotation, cellular component: membrane; MHC class II protein complex. The record is from RefSeq and is a predicted model, not a curated record. The transcript has 6 exons. Bases 92 to 844 code for a protein of 250 amino acids. Gene Ontology annotation, biological process: immune response; antigen processing and presentation.